CGAUGAAUGGGAUUUACCUCGUGAAAUAACUCUUGCAGCGUCAAUGCACUUGUCAAAAGAACUGUCAAUUUUGAAAACAGCGGCGACUAAAGAAAAAAAAGAGAAUUCUACCCCGCAAUAUUUAUCGGACUCGUGA
Molecule: messenger RNA, 136 nt
Organism: Racocetra persica
Lineage: Eukaryota; Fungi; Glomeromycota; Glomeromycetes; Diversisporales; Gigasporaceae
Source: the annotation of a GenBank genome assembly